UGGCGUGUGCAAGAAUUUUUGCGUUUUGCUCCAUUCGUUAGCUGGAGCAUGGUUGUAGAAUUGAUUGAACGCCAUUGGGUGUAGUUUUUUUGUAGAUUAUGUGGAAUCCAUACGAUUUGGAGAAAAGAACACUUGUAGCAUUUAACAUACACUUUAUACAGCAAAAAAUCAACGAAUGCGACGAAUACGCAAGACAACACUGUAGUCAAAUAUGUGACGACAGUAGACUUGGGCUGCCAUUCCGAUGUCUGUGUUUGGAGAAUUAUGAAUUACAAGAAGAUUACUCGACGUGUAGAAGUUUGUUCAGUACUGCUGCCCCUACGAGCGCUGUGACGAGCAACCAGCCACCAACUACGACGGAAUUGACCAUCGCCACCAUCCUAACAACACCAUUGAGAGUUCAUGACACCACCACAACCACAACGUCAGAAUUUCGAGUCGCUGUUACAACCCAACACAUUACAUCAACCUCUCAACCUAUGUCUACGUCACCAACAACCUAUAUGAUGUCACAGGAGGUGCUGGACGAAAUAUCGAGUGAGCUCAUGCGCGACCAGAACUAUCGGUCACUGACUGAUCAACAGAAACUGAACGCUAAGUUAGUGUGUCAAAAUGCCCUGCGGUUACUAAGCAAUGACGCCAUUUUGAGAUUGAUUAUCUUGCUAAGUCGGAUUGGAAGAUACCAAAGCGAAAGUCAAAUUUGUGCAUCUCUGUACUCUGCUGCUCAGUACGAAAAUAUCGACGUAGAAACACUUCCGCUAGAUGGUGUUCGUGAGUUCACUAAUACUGAAAUCAGCACAAAUAUUAUGAAACUAAAAAUUGAUCUUGACAAAGUUACUUCAAACUCGGUGCACGCCACCCAUGGUAUGAAGCUGCAACUUCGGGAAAUUAAAAACUACAUGCAACUUAUCUUACGCUGUGUGGCGCUAUGGAGGUGGUACAGCAGAUCAACAACUGAUAGUGAGCCCAACAUUGCAAGGCGAGAAGCAACCGGAAGUGAAAUGACGUCAUCACCAACCACUGUUAAAGGUACAAAGUUCGGGAAAGUGAUUCCACCCAUGGUGCUUGUUUGGAUUAUUGUUAUUGUUUGUUUCUUAACAAUAAUUGCCUUUAUUUGUUUCAUCAUUGGAACUCGAGUUUGUUUUUCUGGGAAGUCGGAAAACAAAAAUAGGAUGUCUUACAAGCAGAAGUAAGAAAC
This is a messenger RNA of Ciona intestinalis (vase tunicate), 1198 nucleotides long. Lineage: Eukaryota; Metazoa; Chordata; Ascidiacea; Phlebobranchia; Cionidae. The record is from RefSeq and is a predicted model, not a curated record.